Molecule: messenger RNA, 2244 nt
Organism: Bolinopsis microptera
Lineage: Eukaryota; Metazoa; Ctenophora; Tentaculata; Lobata; Bolinopsidae
Exons: 9
Coding region: 569-1504 (311 amino acids)
Source: RefSeq, a predicted model, not a curated record
AGAAAUACAAUGUCUAAACGAAGACAAACUAUUGGCAGCACUGCUUCUAUCACGGACCACAAAAAGUCCAAGUUCGAUGAAUCUGGAACUGAUUGUAACGGAGGUGCCAGUCGCCGACCUAACAAACAAACAACUCAGAAAAUGUUUGGAGGACUUCGGUGAAAUACCCGGUCCAGUUAUGCCGUCAACGAGAACUUUAUACGAGAGACAACUGGAGAAAUAUCGCAACGGACAAGUUGCCCCUAAAGAGAAUAAAACCACCGAUAAUCCUCCACUGAGACCUUCAUUUCAAUCCACUCCAGCCAGACCCGAAACUAAAGGAAAAUCUCUCGGAGCGAGGGCGUCUAAAAGAAAAGGUAAACUGGAGCUUGUGGAUGAUUCAAGCCCCGAAAAGCUAAGCCCAGUGAGUACCUCACCACCAGUGGACAUUGAGUCCCUUCCUGAGCCCCCCAGUGCUACCAGGAAUCCUCGUAUCAGUACACCUAAGAUUAAAUAACGUACACCACUCAAACCAACCAACCACAACCAUAUCAAUAUCGAGAGUCUUUCCAACAAAGAAGUCCGGGAUAUGCUUGUUGCCAAGGGGGAUACACCGGGACCAGUCAACGACAAGAACCGAAAACUGUACAAUGAACUCCUGGCUAAACACAUCCGGGGCGGCCAGAUUGGUAAUUCGGGAAGGAGGAUGUCAAGCGAAGGAAAUGGGGGUCCGAUCCAUUCGUCAACCAGGAUUGAUCAGGCUGGCGAAAGGUCCGGGAGAGCCAACAGGACCAGGCCUAUUGUAACCGGAAGUGGAAAUAACUUUCCUCAGACAAUCCACGAAGAGCUGGCAGACUACCCAGAACCCGAAGAUAUGGAGAUACAGAUAGACCCCUCCAUGUGUGUAUCCUAUGUCAAGAGCCCGUAUAAGAAGACAAGACGCAGUAUUUGCAAGGCGCAGUUCACUGACAUAGACUUUUUAGCGUUCUGUCCCUCCCCAAUACCCUCAGUGCGGCCCUCCUACUACCACGACCUCCACUCCUCGGGGGUUCAGGGCCUUGUUACUCAGGAUUGUAGCACUAUGAGUCUUGUUAAUGUUGUCAAGGCCGCGCAGGGUUCCGUUAGGAUCUACGCAGGCUUGACCGUGGACACCGUGGACGAGAGCCGUCUUGCAGUGUCAAACGCCCUACAAUGUGGUAGCGACGCCGUUGUUAUCAGUUUUAGUAAACACGACUGUUCAAAUGCUUCUUCGUUCGCUUUUACCAUCAAACAGCUGAUGGAGGGCCACUUGACGGCUUCAUACUUCUACCAUCACAACCCUGCCACAAAGGCCUGCCCCAUUAAAAUAUCCAAACUUCUUCUUGAACAGAACAAUGGAUUCCAGGGAGUGUUUAUCUCUCCAGAUACAGAAGAGCGACUACUUCUUUUGGAGUCUCUGGCGAUCAAGAUAUACGAGACAGAUACCACCAAAAUAUUGAGAUCUCUGGCUCAUGGCAUAGAUUCUUGUCUAGUUAUGAAGGAUUGAUUGCUAUGCCGGUAAUCAGAAAGUUAAAGGAGGAGUACUACGAAGGGAACACGUCAGAAUCCUGCAGACUUCAGCUCAUUUUGUGCAGAUUGGUAAGAGCGCUCACCAAACACGGUGACCUGCUCCCCUCCCUCCACACUGCUCUCAAAUUCCUGAACUUGGAACAGGGAGAACUACCAGUUCCUCUUCAACCCCUGAGAAACGAUGUGCUCCUACUCAAGGACCUGGCUGAACUUAAUGUGGACAAGUGGAAAUAGAAUUUAUUCUCCGAAUGUUGAUUGUUGGGGUUGUUAUGAGUUGUUUCGGGGUUUUUGUUGGGGGGGGGGGGGGGGGGCGACUUUAUUUAUUUGUUUGCAGGACCUGCGAAGUACUGAUAAGUCUUGUUGAUUCUGUUUUAUGUAUUAAGUUAUCUGUUAUAUAACCUUUUUUUUCGAUAACUGUUUUAGUAUCUUUUCAUUUGAUUUGAAAGAUAUUAUUUUACUUUUAGACUUUUUUAUUUAAAGACAUUCGAACUCAUUAUAUUACUUUUUAAUCAAUAUACAAAAUCUUUUUAGUCGAUUUUUAUUAUGGCAUUCUUUUAAUGCUCUAACACCAUGUAGUACAUUUUGUUUAUAAUAGUUGAUCAAUUUUCAUGAUCUUAGCAUAGAAACAUUCUGAAUGAUCAUCAUAAUAUGUAACAAUUAUCUUCCUAAGAAUCUUUAGUGCACUUAUAGUAAUUUAUUAAAUUUGCUAAGCGUUCA